GAUUAAUUUUAGACGGAAAGCCUAACGUCACACAUUUCGUUCCCACGAUGGACAGGAUAUAUAUUGGAUGCAGUGCCCAGAGUCGAUCACAGCAAAGGGAGAAGAAGAAGAAGAAGAAGAACAUCAUCAACAUCAUCAUCUUUUCACUGACAGCAUCAUGAAGACUCUCUGCUUCACUCUGGGGCUGCUGCUUCUCACGGCCUGCUGCUGCAACGCCAUGCCUAAAGCCCUGCGGUCCAUGGCACCUGGAAACUGUUGCUUCAAAGUGUCCACAAACAGUUUACCAUUAAGGCUUGUAUCCGACAUAACCAAGACCCACAGCUCCUGUCCGAAGAAGGCAUUCAUAGUCCAGACUAUCAAAGGAAGAAAGAUCUGCUACAGUGGAACUUUCCCUUGGGCUCUGGAUGUCUACAACCAGCGGCACAACACGGAGGGCAGUGGUCAGAAGCACUGAAGAUGUAUUAUUGUAUAGUACUGUGAUCAAUCAGUGCCUGGUUUUGCAGGCUUAAAUAUGUGAAUUGAGGUGUCUUUUAAUAAAAAAAAUAUUUAAUAUA
This is a messenger RNA of Sebastes umbrosus (honeycomb rockfish), 554 nucleotides long. RefSeq names its product C-C motif chemokine 4-like. The transcript is spliced from 3 exons. The record is from RefSeq and is a predicted model, not a curated record. Gene Ontology annotation, cellular component: extracellular region. The coding region runs from base 68 to 454 and encodes 128 amino acids. Lineage: Eukaryota; Metazoa; Chordata; Actinopteri; Perciformes; Sebastidae. Gene Ontology annotation, biological process: lymphocyte chemotaxis; chemokine-mediated signaling pathway; G protein-coupled receptor signaling pathway. Gene Ontology annotation, molecular function: CCR chemokine receptor binding; chemokine activity.